AUGGCUAAUAAAAUGGUCGGGAAGGGUAAAUUGCCGGUUGAAUCGGAAGAUGCGCAAAAGCUAAGAUUUCAGGUUGAGCUAGAGUUCGUGCAAUGUUUGGCCAACCCCAAUUAUUUACAUUUUUUAGCUCAACGAGGAUACUUUAAGGAUACCGCAUUUGUAAACUACUUAAAAUAUCUGCUGUACUGGAAGGAACCCGAGUACGCGAAAUACCUCAAGUUUCCCAUGUGUCUCUACUUUCUGGAUCUUUUACAAUACGAGCACUUCCGGCGCGAAAUCGUAAGUGCACAGUGCUGCAAAUUUAUCGACGAUCAAGCCAUCCUGCUCUGGCAGCAUUACACCCGUCGGCGCACGCGGCUCACGUCACUCGGCACAACCAGCCUUACAGGAUUGGCGGUUGGGGGACAGCCGGUCGGAGGCGGAGUCCAGGGAACGCUACUGUCGAACGAACCAGCCAUUAUGCCCAACAGUAGUAAUAAUGGUAGUAAUAAUGGAAACACGAUCGGUAACAACGGUGGUGCCAACAGCGGUGUUGGUAGCAUCGGUAGCAACAAUAAUGGUAGCAGCAACAACGGUCCAAGCAGUGGCAACGUGAAUGUGCCAACGUCGAUAGGUCAGCAACAGCAGCAGCAGCAACAGCAAAACGGUGCCGGAAUUACGCAGCACAACGGUGUAGGCGGAGGAGGAGGAGGAGGUGGCGGUAUGAUGAGUAAUGCAUUGGGGACGAUCGGUAGCGGAAGCGGUAUACCUGGCGGAGGCAUCAAUCAAAAAGUUCCUUAA
This is a messenger RNA of Anopheles marshallii, 780 nucleotides long. RefSeq names its product mediator of RNA polymerase II transcription subunit 31 (gene MED31). Gene Ontology annotation, cellular component: core mediator complex; mediator complex. The record is from RefSeq and is a predicted model, not a curated record. Gene Ontology annotation, biological process: regulation of transcription by RNA polymerase II. Lineage: Eukaryota; Metazoa; Arthropoda; Insecta; Diptera; Culicidae. The transcript has 3 exons. The coding region runs from base 1 to 780 and encodes 259 amino acids. Gene Ontology annotation, molecular function: transcription coregulator activity.